UCGUAGUCCACUCAUCAAAGAUGGCGAGCGGGGCGCUAUCCACGGCGGCGCUCUGGACCGAAGUGAACCGCUGCGGACAGAAUGGAGACUACACGAGAGCCUUGAAAGCUCUUCCUAAAAUUUUGCAAGCAAACAGGGAUGAUGUGAUGGCCCUUCACUGUAAAAUAGUGUGCCUUAUCCAGAAGGGCACCUUUAAGGAGGCUUUGAAUGUCAUGAACAUGCAGGCCAAGGUCCUUGGCAGUGAGCUUGUGUUCGAGAAAGCAUACUGCGAGUAUCGCUUGAACAGAGUGGAGAGCGCUCUGAAGACCAUCGAAGGUGCACCCGAACAGACGGACAAGCUGAAGGAGCUCUACGGCCAAGUGUUGUAUAGACUGGAGCGCUACGACGAGUGCAAGUCUGUCUACACAGAUCUGAUCAGGAACUCCCAGGACGAGUACGAAGAGGAGCGCAAGACCAACCUCGCUGCUGUUGUGGCCACUAUGAGCCAGUGGGAGAAGACGCCGUUGGAAGAUUUAGGCCUUCCCGAGACUACGUACGAGCUCUGCUACAACACCGCAUGCAUGCUGAUUGGCCGAGGUCAGCUGACGGCAGCGUACAAAAAGCUUCAACAAGCUGAAGCGCUUUGCAGGAGGUCACUGGCUGAUGAUUCGGACAUAACCGAGGAGGACAUCGAGUCAGAGCUGGCCGUCAUCCAUUCCCAGAUGGCGUACGUGAUGCAGUUGCAGGGUCGGACAGACGAGUCGCUCCAGCUUUACAACCAGGUCAUCAAGCUCAAGCCUUCCGAUGUGGGCCUGCUGGCUGUGACUGCCAACAACAUCAUUACAAUAAACAAGGACCAAAACGUGUUUGACUCCAAGAAGAAGGUAAAGCUGACAAACACGGAAGGGGUCGAAUACAAGCUGGCCAAAAAGCAGCUACAGGCCAUCGAAUUCAACAAAGCCCUGCUGGCCAUGUACACUAACCAGGCCAACGAGUGCAGAAAGCUGGCUUCUGGCCUUCAGUCGCAGAACCCGGGUCACCCGCGACCCGUUCUGAUCCAGGUGGCUCAACUGUGCAGGGAGAAGCAGCACAGCAAAGCAGUCGAGUUGCUCCAGCAAUUUUCAGAACAACACCCAGAGAGUGCGUCGGCCAUCAAACUGACAAUGGCACAACUCUAUUUAGUUCAAGGUCACGUCACAAAAGCCUGCGAUGUCCUGAGGUCCAUUGAAGAGUUCAAGCACAAAGCGGGCAUGGUGUCCGCUCUGGUGUCCAUGUAUUCGCACGAAGAAGACAUAGACGGGGCUAUUGAUGUUUUUCGACAAACUAUUCAGCACUACCAGUCCGAACAGCCGGGAUCCACGGCCCACUUGGCUCUGAUGCGAGAAGCUGCCAAUUUCAAACUGAAGUACGGGCGGAAAAAGGAAGCCAUUUGUGAUCUGGAGCAGCUGUGGACGCAAAACCCGAAAGACAUUCACACGCUGGCGCAACUCAUCUCCGCCUACUCUCUGGUGGACACGGACAAAGCCAAAUCCCUGAGCAAGCACCUCCCUUCGGCGGACACCAUGUCCUUCAAGGUGGACGUGGACGAGCUGGAGAACUCGCACGGAGCCACGUACGUCAGGAAAAAGGCAGCCAAAGUCACCGGAGAAAACCUUCCCAAAGAAGAAGGACAAAGGGAUCUGAAGAAGAAGAAGAAAAAAAAGAAAGCUAAACUACCGAAGAACUGCGACCCCAAAUCCACCCCCGACCCAGAGAGGUGGCUGCCCAUGAAGGAGCGCGCCUACUACCGAGGCAAGAAGAAGGGGAAGAAGAAGGAGCAGAUCGGGAAAGGCACGCAGGGGGCCACGGCGGGAGCCUCCUCAGAGCUCGAUGCCAGCAAGACUGCCAGCAGCCCCCCGACGUCCCCUCGACCGGGGUCCGCGUCCUGCUCGGCGCCCACCAACGUGAUCCCUCCGCGGCAGCAGAAACCCGCGUCCUCUGGGGCCACGCGCAAGAAGGCACAACAGAAGAAGAAAAAGGGCGGCAAAGGAGGCUGGUAGCCGGGGAACGAAGGACCAUUCAAUUUUUAUUUCAUUCUCGGGUCCUACCUUUUUUUUUUUUUUUUUUUUUAAAUUGACAGACAAAACCCUCCAACUCCCCUCUACUUUUUGUCUUAUUUUUACCGGACAUGAAACGGCACAAAAUGAACUCUCCAAGGCGGUUGCGAUAAAAAAUGAAAAUGUCUCUACGAGUGUUUCUUUUAUUUUUGUCUUGUGACCUUCUGUUACCACAAGACAAAACUCAUGUGAAGUGUUCCAAAAAAUGAAACACAUUUUAAUUAAAAAGUACAAAAUGAACCGCAUUGGG
Molecule: messenger RNA, 2325 nt
Organism: Phycodurus eques (leafy seadragon)
Lineage: Eukaryota; Metazoa; Chordata; Actinopteri; Syngnathiformes; Syngnathidae
Gene: srp72
Product: signal recognition particle 72
Exons: 19
Coding region: 21-2018 (665 amino acids)
Biological process (GO): SRP-dependent cotranslational protein targeting to membrane
Cellular component (GO): signal recognition particle, endoplasmic reticulum targeting
Molecular function (GO): 7S RNA binding; ribosome binding; protein binding
Source: RefSeq, a predicted model, not a curated record